Messenger RNA from Paecilomyces variotii, 1115 nucleotides. Its product is annotated as velvet factor-domain-containing protein. The coding region runs from base 127 to 1056 and encodes 309 amino acids. The transcript has a single exon. Lineage: Eukaryota; Fungi; Ascomycota; Eurotiomycetes; Eurotiales; Thermoascaceae. The record is from RefSeq and is a predicted model, not a curated record.
CCCUCCUAGAAUAUCAGAUCGAGCGAUCCGAGAUUCAUUCUAAUUCAAUUGCAAGCACAACUCAGGUAUACGUACAUCUCUGUGGUUCCAUACACGAUUCAAUAAUUCCCAGUUACAUCUCUGAUUAUGCCGACCACUCAUAGAGCCGAUUUCGAAUUGUUGAUCCGCCAACAGCCCGAUCGGGCAAAAAUGGCUGGCAGCAAAGAAAGAGACCGCAAGCCCAUCGAUCCGCCACCCAUCAUUCAGCUCAGGAUUCGGGACGGUAAUCAUUAUCUCGCGCAGAACUACCUGCAAAACCCAUAUUAUUUUAUGUGCAUGAGUCUGUACGACGCCGCAGAGGAUCGUCCGGCUACGGUGCAGCCGUCUACCGCUCUCGCAGGAACACUGGUUUCGUCCCUUCACCGACUGAAGGACGUCGAUAAUAGCGACGGAGGCUUCUUUAUUUUCGGGAACUUAUUCAUAAAGGUUGAAGGUGAAUUUCGGUUGAGGUUCACUCUCUUCGAGAUGAGAAAAGACAUUGUUGUCGGCCUCGAAUCUGUCAUCUCUGAUCGCUUCACCGUGUCUUCCCAGAAGUACUUCCCCGGUAUGACAGAAUCGACGUUUUUAUCAAGAUCAUUCGUGGACCAGGGCGUGAAGUUAAGGCUCCGAAAAAGAUCCCGGAAAAUAAUGAAACGGACUUUAAUGCCAGAAGAUUAUUCUCAAUCUGCGCUAUCUCGACCUCCUAAUUACUCGUCUCUGCAAACAGCCGGUACAUUUGGAGGAUAUUAUUCUAUUGAUCGAGACUGUACUUCAUACUAUGAGCGGCCUCUGAAGUUUCAGCGGACCUCCGAGGAUCCCAGUAGAGGUAUACAUAAUAAUGAAGAGUAUUUCGCACGGCACAUGGGCGCUUACCCCGAGAGGGUGAAUCUGUAUGCAGACCAGGUCAAUGCUUACCAAAACCAGGCGAUGCAAGAAUGCCCUCCAGAGCGAACUCCAGUGUCUGAUUAUACAAUCCCUCACGGCCAUCUCCAUCGAUUGGAGCAUCUCAGCAAGCCCAGGGUACAGUCAGCUCAAUGAGAGUGUAACUAAUGGGGCUGUGACAUUGUUGCAGCAAUGGAAGAGUACCCAGCUGGUAG